Aspergillus alliaceus is the source of this 657-nucleotide messenger RNA. RefSeq lists its product as uncharacterized. The record is from RefSeq and is a predicted model, not a curated record. The coding region runs from base 1 to 657 and encodes 218 amino acids. Lineage: Eukaryota; Fungi; Ascomycota; Eurotiomycetes; Eurotiales; Aspergillaceae. The transcript has a single exon.
AUGGAUUACGACUGCACCAAGAAAUUAAACGGAUCUGAGGAGAUAACCCGACCGAACGAUGUCCAGAGACAACGCCAAUGCAAGAAGCAAGUGUUAACUAUGGUCCUGGUAUCUUUGGUCCUAUCAGUCAUGACCUUCGCAACCAUACGUCUCAUUGCCGUCCUCAAUAAUGACAUCCGGAGCCCCAUCCACCCAAACUCCGGGAACCCCUCUAAUAUUUUCGGUGACUGCGGUACCACUCCUACGGAAGCCCGAGAUCAGCAUUGCUUGUUUGAUGCAAUGAGUUUCUCAUGGCUCCCAUCAGCAUGUUACGACGAAGAACUGGUCAACCAGUUUCUACAGCUGCGAAAUUGGACCUGGUCGAGAGACCGAGAAGGCCUGGAUUCAGUGUCUAGCGAGGAAGUACUCCAGGGAGAUAUUACGGAGCUAUUUGUCACACAUGAGUAUCACUUCUUCCAUUGUACGUAUCAAUGGCGCAAGAUGCACCGUGGCAUUGAGAGGGGGGUUAUCGACACAUAUAUAGCGGAUUAUGGCCAUACAGAGCACUGUGAACAUAUGCUUGCCAUGAACCUAGCAUUCGAUAGUGUUGAUACUGUGAUUCGGAUGAAAUUUCCCAAGUGUCAAGUGGUUGCAGGGGCAAGGGGCAGACGAGAAUAA